GCUGGUAUGCAAUGAAUCGACAGACAGUCGUAUUUAAACUGUUAAGGCCAGGAGAGUACAUUGCACAAGCGAUAUGUCUUGUGGAGCUUCAUGUGAGGUAGCAUGCGGGAUCACAGCUAGUUGCCAUAAGGACCAUAAUCGAGUAUGUGGGGUGUUUCGUUUGGAGGCAGUAAGAACCCCGACCUACAUCAGAUGGCAGCUUUCCCAACGAGUGUCCUGUUUAAUUCUCACUCAAGCACAUCAGCCGGUAAAACCAUAUGUCAAUACCCAAGAGAGAUGUUGAUCGAUCUUGUGGAUGAUGCUGAUGCUGUUAGGCUCAAACACUGGUCAAACCGUAAGAGAAGGAUGACAGGUCCCAUCAAGCGCGACUUGAUCAAGAUAACAAUAAUUGACCUAGAAAUUGUCACCUGCCCAGCGGUCACGCGGACCACAUUGAAACAGUAUCCAUGCUUUAUAGG
Molecule: messenger RNA, 458 nt
Organism: Serpula lacrymans var. lacrymans S7.9
Lineage: Eukaryota; Fungi; Basidiomycota; Agaricomycetes; Boletales; Serpulaceae
Exons: 1
Source: RefSeq, a predicted model, not a curated record